Messenger RNA from Etheostoma cragini (Arkansas darter), 1990 nucleotides. RefSeq names its product gastrula zinc finger protein XlCGF57.1-like. Bases 119 to 1645 code for a protein of 508 amino acids. Gene Ontology annotation, cellular component: PcG protein complex; transcription regulator complex. The record is from RefSeq and is a predicted model, not a curated record. Gene Ontology annotation, biological process: regulation of transcription by RNA polymerase II. The transcript has 2 exons. Gene Ontology annotation, molecular function: RNA polymerase II cis-regulatory region sequence-specific DNA binding; DNA-binding transcription factor activity, RNA polymerase II-specific. NCBI's taxonomy places the organism in Eukaryota, Metazoa, Chordata, Actinopteri, Perciformes, Percidae.
AUUAAACUCAGAAGAGGAAGCCUGCGUCCGUUCAGAUUUUACCGACCAGAACACCGGAGCAGACAGCGGAGAGAGUUAGCUAGUUUGCGUAACACCCGAACAGUUACUUUGUUCAGCUAUGGACCGACACCGGAAACCGUUCGAGGAGGCUUUAAACCCGAAAACGAAGCUGCGAGGAGAAGUUUUACCUUCAGAUGUCCAGAAAGUGAUUGUUGGUGAAGAACAUCAGCAGGAGUUGAGCUCCAGUCUGGACCAGGAGCCCCCCCACAUUAAAGAGGAACAGGACGAACUUCAGGCCAGUCAGGAUGAAGAGCGGCUUCAACGGCUGGAGGAGGUGGAUAUCACAAAAUUCCCAUUUUCUCUUUUCCAUGUGAAGAGUGAAGAGGAUGAAGAGAACCCUCAAUUCUUACAGCUUCAUCAAACUGAACAAAUGAAAACAGAAGCUGUUGGAAAGGACUGUGGAGGACCAGAGCCAGCCAUGAACUCAGAUCCAGAUACACAUUUACAACCAGAUACCUACGAGACUAGAGAAUCAUCUGAACCUGAAACUGAUGACAGUAAUGACUGGAAGGAGACCGGAGAUCCUCUUUUAGGUUCAAACUCUCUGAACGAUAAAGUCCCGGUCAGUGAUUUGAAAUCUAAUCCUGGUGAGAAAGAGGACCUGAAACGAUUUGGCACCAGUGGACAUCUGAAGACAUCUCAAACAGGAGAAAAGCCAUUCAACUGCUUAGUCUGUAGCAAAGCUUUUACUGUGAAUGGAAGUUUACAAAAACACAUGAAAAUCCACAGAGGGGAGAAACCAUUCAGCUGCUCAAUAUGUGAGAAAGCUUUUACAGAGAAUGGAUAUUUACAAACACACAUGAGAACCCACACAGGAGAGAAACCAUUCAGCUGCUCGGUCUGUAAGAAAGCCUUUACAGUGAGUGGAAGUUUACAGAAACACAUGAGAAUCCACACGGGAGAGAAACCAUUUAGCUGUUCAGUCUGUAAGAAAGCUUUUAUUCAACGUGGACAUUUACAGAAACACAUGAGAGGGCACACAGGAGAGAAACCAUUUAGCUGCCCCGUCUGUAAGAAAGCCUUUACAGUGAAUGGACAUUUACAUAGACACAUGAGAAUCCACACAGGAGAGAAACCGUUUAGCUGCUUAUUCUGUGAGAAGGCUUUUACAGAGAGCGGACAUUUAAAGGCACACAUGAGAAUCCACACAGGAGAGAAACCAUUCAGCUGCUCUGUCUGUGAGAAAUCUUUUACAGUGAGCGGAAGUUUACAGAAACACAUGCGAAUCCACACAGGAGAGAAAUCAUAUAGCUGCUCAGUCUGCAUGAAAACCUUUGUACAAAGUGCAAAUUUACAAGCACACAUGAGAAUCCACACGGGAAAGAAACCAUUUAGCUGCUCAGUUUGUGAGAAAGCUUUUACGGUGAGUGGACAUUUAGAUAGACACAUGAGAAUCCACACAGGAGAGAAACCAUUUAGCUGCUCAGUCUGUAAGAAAGCUUUUAGAGUGAGUGGACAUUUAAAGACACACAUGAGAACCCACACAGGAGAGAGGCCAUAUAGCUGCACUCUCUGUAAGAAAGCCUUUGCAGUAAGUGGAGUUUUACAUAAACACAUGAGAAUCCACACAGGAGAGAAACCAUGAAGCUGUCUAAAGUGGAGCUCCGGUCUUAAUGGAGAGCAGGGAACCUUAAUUAGGUUUGUCUUUUAAAAUGAUGUGACAUGCAAUACUCUGUGCUCUAGCUAACACUUUAUAAGAACCAUCACUAAAAAAUUGUAAAUUGAUAGUUAACCCUUGUGUUGUCCUUGGGUCAAAUUUGACCCAUUCUCAAAACUAGAGAAAUAUGAGUUUCUUUUUAACCGAAUUACACAAAAUGUAAGGACAAUUAUAAAUAUUUCAUUGCAUUUUGGGUAUUCAAUUUCAUGUCAUUUGAAAAAUUUGAAAUGGAUUUAAAACCUGACUAAACUUUAAGAAACAUGUCUGUGAUUA